GCGCAUUACUGCCCCCGGGAAAAGAUGGUCGCCCUGUGUGGUUAUCUCCAAUGGGAGUAGACAUGCACGCUUUCUUACAGGCAGUGACUCCCGCCGUCAUAAGGCGUCACAUUGUUUACCUGAUGGAGCUAUCCGAGCGUAUGAAGAUGGAUUCGUCAAAACAGACGGGCAAGGAAAUACACAGUCACUAUUUUGUGGCUGACCUGGACAAGCUAGGCUUGCGGCAGGUAUACUCUUGGCAAGUCCUAAAAGCUGCAGGCUACACUUUAAGGGUAAUGGAGGACCAGUAUCCUGAGUGCAUCGAAAAGUUCAUUGUCAUCAACGCUCCAAGCUUUUUUCCUAUUCUGUGGAGAUUCUUGCGCACUCUAAUGACCCAGAGGACAGCCGACAAAUUCGAAGUCUACGGAAAAGGUGACUGUUGGAAGGAGCGCCUCCUGGACAUCGUGGGUGGAGACAUUCUUCCCGCCUACUAUGGUGGGAACAUGGUGGGACCCGACGGAGACACGAUGUGCCGGCACAAGGUGAACUACGGAGGCCGGUUUGAAGAAGGGAUUAUGCCGGGAUCAUACGAAUCAGUCUUCGACGACGUACAGCAGAAGACCAUCGGCCGUCGGGAGCGUUGGGAACUGCCGGUCGACGUUACACAGGCAGGCGCUCAUCUCAGCUGGCGGUUUCAAACGGCCGCCGGCGACUUGGCAUUCGGUCUGCGCAGUCCGUGCGGGGAGUGUCUGAUUCCCCUUCAACGACUCGACGCAUGCAGCCUUGUACCGCAGGAGGGAGGCUGGCAAUGCGACAUUCCUGGAACGUAUGUGCUCGAGUUCGACAACACCUACAGCUGGCUUAACCACAAGACCCUGGCGUACAUCGUGAACGUGCACAGCCCUGAGCAGUUUCUAUGACUGACAAUAAAUUAUGGUAGAACUUU
Messenger RNA from Rhipicephalus sanguineus (brown dog tick), 925 nucleotides. Its product is annotated as SEC14-like protein 2. The transcript is spliced from 8 exons. Gene Ontology annotation, cellular component: cytoplasm. Bases 51 to 899 code for a protein of 282 amino acids. The record is from RefSeq and is a predicted model, not a curated record. Lineage: Eukaryota; Metazoa; Arthropoda; Arachnida; Ixodida; Ixodidae.